AUGCCUUCGAUCAUCAACGGACAGAAUAUCGAAGAUAUCUUCCCCGAAGAUCCCACCCUGCCCUCUCUUAAUCUAGCAUCUGUUGGCGGGGCAGAAAUUACCUUGCCCUGGGCUAACAGCCCCGACAAUGAGCCAAUUGCAACUUUGACAGGGGGAUGUCAUUCUUCGAGUCUCGAAAGCGACGAUGCGAUAGCCCCAUUCAGAACAACAAACGCGUUCUCACAACGGAUAUUGGAUGAGAGGAACUUGAAGGCCUCUCUUCACGCAACAAUUCGAACAGGAACCAUCCAUGUGGGUGGGCCUCGCUUCUCGCUGGAUGCAUUGGCGGAUACCCGACGGUCACGCCAUGAUCCUUCCUACUAUUCGAAAAUAUAUGGCGAUUACUACGUGGAUAAUCUGAAGUUAGGGGCCGAUGCAGGUGUGCUCCUCUCUUCUGCCACUAGUUCAUCGGAGCAAAUUGAAAGCCUCGAUAUCAAGGCCAAACUGCAUAUUCUCUGGUGGGAUAUUGAGAAGAACUAUCACACCGAAAGCAAAUCUUUCAAAUAUUGGUCUGAAUUCCACAUCACCGCAUACGAUACUCUGACGGGGUUGAAUGCCUCCGACCAGUCGCUUGACAGGCCUCCGCAAGGGGUAGCCCAGAAUUACAUCAAGCUUGCUGGUGAUUUGGAAUUUCGUGUAAGGGACGAGAUGCAAAAAUGUGGUUUAAGAGGGGGAAAAUUGGUGGAUUUGGAUAUGUGCCACAAGCUCUGUGCUUCAGGACUGGUGGCUGAGAUUACUCUCAUGCCAUAUAGUCAAGUUCGGGACUACAUGGUAGCUAUCAAUGAGCCAGGUUGA
Messenger RNA from Aspergillus nomiae NRRL 13137, 834 nucleotides. RefSeq lists its product as uncharacterized. The record is from RefSeq and is a predicted model, not a curated record. The transcript is spliced from 2 exons. Lineage: Eukaryota; Fungi; Ascomycota; Eurotiomycetes; Eurotiales; Aspergillaceae. The coding region runs from base 1 to 834 and encodes 277 amino acids.